AGGCUCUACAAAAAAACUGCAAAGUGCAGCUACAAGUAUUACUUGCGCCUUUAAACAGUUUUAUUUCAGGAAUCACUGCUCAGAACAUGCAAAACAAGAACUGUUGAAUUUUGUUACAUUCAUAAAAACAAGUCAACAAAAACAUGGAUGACAUUAAUAUUACAGCACAAGGGCUAACUGUUGUUUAAAUUUAAGAAGAUUGUAAAAGCAAUGAAAUGUGUUUCCUUGAAUCAGUUGGCAUAAAAACUGUACUUGUGAUUGGAAUAUUCCUACGAGUAUGUUUGAUUCUCUACGGGGAGUGGCAGGACAGGACACAGAUAGUUAAAUACACAGAUGUAGAUUAUUAUGUCUUUACAGAUGCUGCUGAGUUUAUGACAAAGGACCAGUCGCCUUACUUACGACCUACAUACAGAUAUACACCACUAUUAGCAUGGUUACUUCAGCCAAACAUCACCUUAACACCUUUAUUUGGAAAGAUCAUAUUUGUUUUAUGUGAUAUAAUAUCAGGAUAUUUGAUAUACUUACUUUGCAAAUCACAAAAAGUUCAAGAAAAGGUUGCAGUUAUCUGCUCUUGUUUAUGGCUUCUUAAUCCUGUCCCUGCUGCAGUGUCCAGCAGAGGAAAUGCAGAAUCUAUCAUGGCGGUUCUUGUUUUAUUGUCACUGAAACUAAUACAGGAAAAUAAAGUUGUAAUGGCAGCAAUUAUAUAUGCUACAUCAGUCCAUGUUAAGAUUUACCCAGCUGUGUAUGCUUUACAAAUUUAUUUGUACUUGAAACCAGAAUCCUUCAAAGUUGGUAGUGGAAAUUUAGUAUCAAAGUUAACAGAUGAUUUAUGGCCAAAUAAAAGAAAGUGCAUAUUUGUCUGUGUUGCAGGAGGAACAUUUUUAGCAUUAACUGGAACAUUUUAUUACUGGUAUGGCUGGGAUUUUCUACAUGAGACUUACUUUUACCAUUUAACAAGGAGGGACAUAAGACAUAAUUUUUCAGUAUAUUUCUACAUGUUAUACUUAACAAUGGUAACGGAGCAUACACUUGUAAUUGGCCUUUUGUCAUUUAUACCGCAGUUGAUAUUGAUGGUGACGUUUUCCAUCAAGUACAGACAGGAGACGGCACUAUGUUGGUUCCUCAAUACAUUUGUCUUUGUGACCUUCAACAAAGUCUGCACAUCACAGUAUUUUUUAUGGUACUUGAGUGUUUUGCCAGUUGUAAUUCCAAAGCUAUAUAUGUCAUACUCAAAGGCUACCACUGCAGCUAUCUGUUGGAUAUCUAGUCAAGGUUUAUGGUUACUAUUUGCAUACUAUCUAGAGUUUGAAGGUCAACCAACAUUCCUGUAUAUCUGGAUAGCUGGUGUAUUAUUCUUCCUGGUCAACAUAUGGAUUAUGGCUAUCAUAAUAGAAAGUUACAAACCUAAUCAUAAUAAAUCACGUUAAAAAAAUAAAAUAAAAUAUAUUUUAUCC
Mytilus trossulus (common blue mussel) is the source of this 1454-nucleotide messenger RNA. RefSeq names its product GPI mannosyltransferase 1-like. Gene Ontology annotation, cellular component: membrane; glycosylphosphatidylinositol-mannosyltransferase I complex. The coding region runs from base 216 to 1427 and encodes 403 amino acids. Gene Ontology annotation, biological process: GPI anchor biosynthetic process. Lineage: Eukaryota; Metazoa; Mollusca; Bivalvia; Mytilida; Mytilidae. Gene Ontology annotation, molecular function: alpha-1,4-mannosyltransferase activity; GPI mannosyltransferase activity. The record is from RefSeq and is a predicted model, not a curated record. The transcript has 7 exons.